Molecule: messenger RNA, 1218 nt
Organism: Saccharomyces paradoxus
Lineage: Eukaryota; Fungi; Ascomycota; Saccharomycetes; Saccharomycetales; Saccharomycetaceae
Gene: PEP4
Product: proteinase A
Exons: 1
Coding region: 1-1218 (405 amino acids)
Cellular component (GO): fungal-type vacuole
Molecular function (GO): aspartic-type endopeptidase activity
Source: RefSeq, a predicted model, not a curated record
AUGUUUAGCUUGAAAGCACUAUUACCAUUAGCCUUGUUGUUGGUCAGCAUCAACCCAGCUGCUGCAAAGGUGCACAAGGCUAAAAUUUAUAAACACAAAUUGUCUGAUGAGAUGAAAGAAAUCACUUUCGAACAACAUUUAGCUCAUUUAGGCCAAAAGUACUUGACUCAAUUUGAAAAAGCUAACCCUGAAGUUGUCUUUUCUAGGGAGCAUCCCUUUUUCACCGAAGGUGGUCAUGAUGUUCCAUUGACGAAUUACUUGAACGCUCAAUACUACACUGAUAUUACCUUAGGUACUCCACCUCAAAACUUUAAAGUUAUCCUGGAUACUGGUUCUUCAAACCUUUGGGUUCCAAGUAAUGAAUGUGGUUCUCUGGCUUGCUUCUUACAUUCUAAAUACGAUCAUGAAGCUUCAUCAAGCUACAAAGCCAAUGGCACUGAAUUUGCCAUCCAAUAUGGUACUGGUUCUUUGGAAGGCUACAUUUCUCAAGACACUUUGUCCAUUGGGGAUUUGACCAUUCCAAAACAAGACUUUGCUGAAGCUACCAGUGAACCGGGCCUAACAUUUGCAUUUGGUAAGUUCGAUGGUAUUUUGGGGUUGGGUUACGAUACCAUUUCCGUUGAUAAGGUGGUUCCACCAUUUUACAACGCCAUUCAACAAGAUUUAUUGGACGAAAAGAAGUUUGCCUUUUAUCUGGGAGACACCUCCAAGGAUACUGAAAAUGGCGGUGAAGCCACCUUUGGUGGUAUUGACGAAUCGAAGUUUAAGGGUGAUAUCACUUGGUUACCAGUUCGUCGUAAGGCCUACUGGGAAGUCAAGCUUGAAGGUAUCGGUCUAGGUGAUGAGUACGCCGAAUUGGAGAGCCAUGGUGCUGCCAUCGAUACUGGUACUUCUUUGAUUACCUUGCCAUCAGGAUUGGCUGAGAUGAUCAAUGCAGAAAUUGGUGCCAAGAAAGGUUGGACCGGCCAAUACACUCUAGAUUGUAACACCAGAGACAGCCUACCUGAUCUAAUUUUCAACUUUAACGGUUACAACUUCACCAUUGGACCAUACGAUUACACACUUGAAGUAUCAGGCUCCUGUAUCUCUGCAAUUACACCAAUGGAUUUCCCAGAACCUGUUGGCCCAUUGGCUAUUGUUGGUGAUGCCUUUUUGCGUAAGUACUAUUCCAUUUACGAUUUGGGCAACAAUGCUGUCGGUUUGGCGAAGGCAAUUUAA